Messenger RNA from Papaver somniferum (opium poppy), 1292 nucleotides. Its product is annotated as flavonol synthase/flavanone 3-hydroxylase-like. The coding region runs from base 112 to 1125 and encodes 337 amino acids. The transcript has 3 exons. NCBI's taxonomy places the organism in Eukaryota, Viridiplantae, Streptophyta, Magnoliopsida, Ranunculales, Papaveraceae. The record is from RefSeq and is a predicted model, not a curated record.
GUGAAACAGAAAAAAAAGGGAAGAAGAUUGAGUGCCAAGAGAGCUGAAAAUCCUCAUCCAAAUACGACCUUUUCUUUCUUACUCAUUUUGAAAGCACAAAAAACAUCAACAAUGGAAGUAGAAAGCAGAGUUCAAGCAAUAGCUUCAUCACUCUCUUCAAAACUUGAUACAAUACCAUCAGAAUUCAUAAGAUCAGAGAAAGAACAACCAGCACUAACAACUUUCAAUGGGCCUAUUCCUGAAAUUCCAACCAUUGAUCUUAGUGAUCCAGAUGAAGAUAAUCUCAUCCGUAACAUCGCGGAUGCUAGUAAGGAAUGGGGAUUUUUCCAAGUUAUCAAUCAUGAUAUACCCAUGGACGUGAUACAAAAGCUGCAAAAUGUCGGAAGAGAGUUUUUCGAGUUACCGAUCGAAGAAAAAGAGACGUAUGCUAGACCUGCUGGAGCUGAAACAUUGGAAGGUUAUGGGACUAAACUUCAGAAAGAAAUUGAAGGCAAAAAAGCUUGGGUUGAUUACUUGUUUCAUAAUGUUUGGCCACCUUCUCGCAUUAAUUAUCGAUUCUGGCCCAAGAAUCCGCCUUCUUACAGGGAAGCAAACGAGGAGUAUACAAAAUGUUUGAUGGGCGUGGUGGACAAAAUGUUGAGGUGGUUAUCACUUGGAUUAGGAGUUGAAGGGAAUGCCAUAAAAGAAGCAGUGGGUGGAGAAGAUCUGGAGUAUCUUCUCAAAAUUAACUAUUAUCCGCCAUGUCCUCGUCCGGAUCUAGCACUUGGUGUGGCACCACAUACAGACAUGUCUGCAGUCACGCUUCUUGUACCAAAUGAGGUGCAAGGCCUUCAAGUGUUCAAAGAUGAUCACUGGUUUGAUGCUAAAUACAUUCCUAAUGCUCUCAUUGUUCAUAUUGGUGAUCAGAUCGAGAUACUAAGCAACGGAAAGUACAAGAGUGUAUUGCAUAGAACAACUGCGAACAAAGAGAAGUCAAGGAUGUCAUGGCCUGUUUUUGUUUCUCCACCAGCUGAUAAAGUUAUCGGUCCACUACCUCAACUUGUUAAUGAAGAAAAUCCAGCAAAAUUUAAGACCAAGAAGUACAAAGAUUAUGAAUACUGCAAGCUCAACAAGAUACCUCAGUAGAGAUUAUAUCGAGUGGCACCAACCAUUCAAUCACCACUGUCUGUGCUGCUUUUGAUGUAUUUCCAUUUUACCAGUUAUUUGUAGUACUCUAGUAUUCAAAUGCAAUGCUUCUCGGAAUAUGUAGCGCAAUAAAGUCGUUCGUUACGACAUUUUUUUAGAUCUUAAUU